Molecule: messenger RNA, 1416 nt
Organism: Musca vetustissima
Lineage: Eukaryota; Metazoa; Arthropoda; Insecta; Diptera; Muscidae
Gene: DIP-delta
Product: lachesin
Exons: 11
Coding region: 1-1416 (471 amino acids)
Cellular component (GO): neuron projection
Source: RefSeq, a predicted model, not a curated record
AUGAUAUUCCUAAUGACAGUUAUUAAAGUGCUUCUCAUAGCGCUGAAUAUAUUUCCAAGUCGAUUUACAAAUCGUAAGGUUAUGUUUUUAAUCUACCUAACAAAUCUCGUUACACAUGUUAUGAUGGAUGAACCUCGUUUUGCACAACCAAUACCAAAUGUAACAGUGGCUGUGGGACGUGAUGCCAAUUUACCCUGUGUGGUGGAGCAUUUGGGCGGCUAUAAGGUUGCUUGGAUACAUAUUGACAGACAAAUGAUUUUGACAAUACAUCGCCAUGUUAUCUCAAGAAUACCACGUUACAGCAUUACCUACGACAAUGCCAACACAUGGCUGCUGCAUGUGAAUCAGGCACACCAGGACGAUCGUGGUUACUACAUGUGCCAGGUGAAUACGAAUCCCAUGAUAAGUCAAGUGGGCUAUCUCCAGGUAGUGGUGCCACCCAAUAUAUUGGACAUUGAGAGCACUCCUUCCUCAGUGGCCGUAAGGGAAAACCAAAAUAUCAACAUGACUUGUAGAGCAGAUGGCUUUCCGGCUCCAAAAAUAAUAUGGCGGCGAGAAGAUGGCGAAGAAAUAGCCGUCGAAAAGAAAAAGAAAGUUUUGGUCUACGACGGUGAAGUACUGCCACUGACCAAAGUAAGUCGUAACGAAAUGGGUGCCUAUCUAUGCAUUGCCACCAAUGGUGUACCACCUUCGGUAUCAAAGCGUAUAAUACUGGAUGUCGAGUUUUCUCCAAUGAUUUGGGUUCCAAAUCAACUUGUUGGAGCUCCAGCUGGCACUGAUGUUACCAUUGAUUGCCAUACGGAAGCACAUCCCAAAGCCAUAAUCUAUUGGGUUUACAAUUCAGUUAUGGUAUUGCCAAGUAAGAAGUAUAAAACCGACUAUACAGAGAAUUCCUACAGAGCUCAUAUGAAACUGACAAUAAGAAAUCUCCAGUAUGGAGAUUUUGGAAACUAUCGAUGUAUAUCAAAGAACUCACUGGGAGAAACGGAAGGAUCAAUAAGAGUUUAUGAAAUUCCACUUCCAUCAACGCCUUCCAAACAGGUGACACAUUCUACAAUAGAUACAAGAGAAAAUAAUAUUAUCCCGGUGCGUAAUGAUUCACUGAAAUCAUUACAAACGGAUGUACAUUCGCUGAAAAACGAAUUACUCGGUACGAGUGAUUCAACAUCACCUGCUCUGCAGGGUGCAACAGCCUUAGUGCCGUCAUUAACUGGAAAUAAUUUACAAAUCUUUGGAUCAUCCAGUAGUUCGGUGGAACGUAAAGGUUUACUGGCGAUAGGAAAAAGUAUGUCAUACACAGAACUGCCACCCAAUCAUCUGGAAGAUGCUUCAGCCUGGACAGCUAAACCCACCCUAUACUUAAUAGUAUAUUGCAGCAGUUUUGCGUGGCUAUUCUUAAGAUGGACGACAGCGUAA